Messenger RNA from Aedes albopictus (Asian tiger mosquito), 2730 nucleotides. RefSeq lists its product as uncharacterized. Lineage: Eukaryota; Metazoa; Arthropoda; Insecta; Diptera; Culicidae. The transcript has 6 exons. Gene Ontology annotation, cellular component: neuron projection membrane. The record is from RefSeq and is a predicted model, not a curated record. Bases 108 to 1478 code for a protein of 456 amino acids. Gene Ontology annotation, biological process: synapse organization.
AGUUUACUCAAGAUGAAGCCCGAAGCACGAAGAACCAUUCUCACAACUAUCCUUCACCAUCAGACACAUGUACAAUUUUGAAAUCGGAUGAUACGUGACGACUGAACAUGAUGUUUCCUCUUUUUGUGAUUUCAGAUAUGAGAGAACAAACCAUGUUAACCGAACAUCCUACAACAACAGAAUACAUACCAUAUUCUAAACAAAUCACUUCCAGUAGCAAAUUGUCGACACCGUCGGUGCCAUCGUCGUCGUCGUUGUCGCCGUCCUCCGAGAAGAUAUUGCUAAAUGUGACAACGACAGACACGGUGACAAUCUCGGAGCACCAGGACAGGUCUUCUACACCUCGACAACAGCACGAGGCAGCGGCACUAUUGCAGUCCACACCUGCAACGGAUUCACCGAGCACCACUGCAGCGGAACUACCGAGACCCACUGGAACUGUGGCACAAACAUCGAUGGAUCAAUACAAAACCAACUAUAGCAUAAAGUUCACAACAUUUCGACCAUUACUAGUACCUACUUUACCAGAUAUUCGACAUAGGAUUAUUCAUUCGAUGCCUUAUCAGUCCAAGCAUCAUCACGAGCGACAUUGGGGUCCAUUUUUCGAAGAGCCACUCAACGUGACCUCCGGAGCAUUGCAAGUGGGCUAUCAUUUGUCAACGGAAGCAAUCCUCAACUGUCGGGUAGGAAUGCUCAAGGAUAAAACGGUGAUGUGGAUCCGAAGGACAACCGAUAAGGUAUCCCUCCUAACGGUAGGCAACAAUACGUACAGCGGCGAUCCAAGGAUAAGAGUUAAGUUUCAAUAUCCGAAUAAUUGGCGCCUACAUAUCAACCCAAUCAAGAAUGACGACGGUGGACUGUACAUGUGUCAAGUAUCCACCCAUCCGCCCAGGGUAUUCGCCACCAAUCUCACAGUUCUAGAACCAGCCGUUCGGAUUGUGGACGAGAUGGGCUACGAGUUCUAUGAUCGGUACUAUAAAUUAGGUAGCACAAUCGAUAUAUCAUGUCAGGUGUCGUUAUCGUAUCUGGCAACCCUGCCAACGAAAACUCCACCGGCUAACACUGUUGUUCAGCUGAUGGCGCCAGCCGGGGAUUCGAAAACGACCAGCUCCAAGCUUUUGAACGAGGGAGCGACAACUAGCAAUAACAAUAAAGAUAAGACCAGGCAAUCGUUACCACAGAGCGUCGUGUGGAAAAAAGAUGGUGUCGCGCUACCGAACGAUAUCAAACUCAGCUCAAGCCUUUCGAAACAAUGGUUCAACAGCAGGCUGUCCAUAAUACAGGCGGAGCGAGCUCACAGCGGGCUCUACACUUGCACCGUGGCCGACAAGCAGACGACAUCCGCACAGAUCCAAGUGCUGAACGGUGAGACUCCAGCUGCAGUCCAGCACAAUGGAUCCCACACAGAGAGGGCUAUUUCGGUACUUGUCUUCUAUUGUGUCAUCUGCUGGAUUCAACUGCACAUAUCCUAUACGUAAUGUUGCCGGCCGAACCCGCAUCCAAGCCCAGCGACAAUAUAUCAAUCACUCCGAAAAAGGCGCAACCAUCAAGAUUAAUUAUUUCGCUGGCAGCAAGUCACUCUGAUUCACUGAUUGCUGGCCGAUGUCCGCCGCGCCAUCAACCAACCAGUCAGCCAGCAGCGGUCCCGUGCAGAUGGUCACAAUCAGCGAAAUUUUCGACUGGCAUCCGAUUAGGAAGGACUGCCGUGAGAAUAAUGAAGCGCCUCCGGUGGAGAUAAAGCGAGCAGAAUGGAAACCCAAAAGUCAUGAUUUAUGUAUCAUUUUUCAUCUCCAGUACAACUUGACCGAUAUCAUCCCCCUGUAAGCGCUCGUUUAAUCGUCCAUUUCGUUGGCAUUGUUAUGUUAUUGAAUCAGGACAGCGUUUCACAAUUUGGGCAGAUAGUAGAUUGGUGAUUAUUCUCAUUAAAUUAUAUUAUUUUUGUAAUUUAUAUUGCUCAACCAGCCUAUCAUUUUUAAAAUGGUAUAAUUAGCUCCACCAAGUUUUUAUUCUGUCACUUUGCGUAAACUUAAAGUUUUUGUUUAAAAUUGGGUAUUAUACUGCAAUGACUGAUUGGGAAAUGCCGAACCGCACACUCACUAUCGAACCCAAAAUCUACAUCCCAUUUUAUCAUCUUUGCUCCCUAACGAGAAAUGCAUAUUCGGAGGCGAAGACGACCAUCCACGUUCGCACAUUACAGAGAAUAAACCCAAUCAAAAAGGAAUACAAAAUCAAAAUGUACAUUAUUUUCUAGGGAUUGAAUUUUAACGAAUUGUUAAACGUUUAUUAAGGAUUAUGUAAAUACACGUACACACCGUUAAACAAGAUGUUCCGAGUCAGCAAAGCUACAUAUAACGAACAAAAAGGUUAAGUCAUCUAGUGAAUUUGGGGUAAAAAUGGAACAUCAUCAAUUUCUUCGGAACAAGAAUCUGACAUGUAACCGGCAGACAUACAACACAACCAAUGUUAGAAGUAAAUAUAUCUUCAAAGUAAUUACUACCAACUCAAUAUAUAUAUAUACAGAACACCUCGACACCCAAGAAACACUUUGACGAAAACCAACACUGUAUAUCUACUAAAAUGAAUGUAUUACCUAUGUUCAAAAGAAAACAAAACCAGAAUGAAAAAUUGUACCACUAAACUAAAAACAAAAAGGAAUGGAAACAACACAGCAAAAAAUAUACGAACAGAGAACUGAGACAUCUCAAACGACGUAUAUAAGGAAGCGUAAAA